AACGCCAAGCAGCUUUAAGGUCUUUUCACUCUGCUUUGCAAACUGCCUGCUGCUUGGAGGUCACUCCAAAAAACAUCACAGCAGAGCCCAUGGUCUUCCAGCACAAUAUUUGAUCAGGAAUCUGGGCGGGUACCAACCUUGGCAAGUUGAAACUUGCACCUACAUGCUCCAUAAUACACAAGAGGAUCACACAGGAGAACUCUAAAGCUGUGGGAAAAGGUGUCUCUGAAUCUAGAUCAAAUCAGGUUGGUCCAAAGCUUAUGGCAACAAUGCACUGGGCUUCUGUUCUGAUUAUAGUUGGCCUCUGCCAAGUGUCCUUGAGCCAGUAUGAUGAUCAGUAUGAGGACAUGGCCUGGCUACAGCACUAUUUACGCAGCCAAUCCUCUUCCUACAGCUAUUCUCCAUAUUAUGAAGAUGAGGUUCCCCCAUAUUCUUCUUACUCUUAUGUGCCAGCUGGGUCCUCUGUUGGGGAGCCUGUCCCUGAACCACCCGUUUCCAGGGAAUGCCCCCACGAAUGCGAAUGCCCACCCAACUUCUCUUCUGCUUUGUAUUGUGACUCUCGCAACCUCAGGUAUCUUCCUUUUGUGCCUUCCCGGAUGAAAUACGCCUACUUCCAGAACAACCAAAUUGGGGCUAUCCAAGAGGGAGCCUUUGACAAUGCUACCAACCUAGAGUGGCUUGCGUUGCACGGCAAUCAAAUAACCAGUGAGAAAAUGGGAAAGAAAGUCUUCGCCAAGCUCAAGAACCUAGAGAGGCUUUACCUUGACCACAACAACUUGACCAAGAUGCCUACCCCUUUACCACGGUCGCUGCGAGAGCUUCACUUGGCUUAUAAUCAAAUCUCCAAGGUGCCAUCCAAUGCUCUUGAAGGCCUAGAGAACCUCACCGCCCUCUAUCUCAGCCACAACCAGAUCCAUGAAAUUGGUUCAAACCUCAAGGGGUUGAAGUCUUUGAUUCUUGCAGACCUGAGCUAUAACCAGCUCAGGAGAGUCCCCGAUGGCCUUCCGAUUGCCUUGGAGCAGCUAUAUCUGGAGUAUAAUCACAUACAAACCAUCCCCGAUGAUUUCUUCAAAGUCUCCCCCAAGUUGCUCUAUGUACGUCUUUCUCAUAAUAGCCUGACAAAUGAAGGAGUCUCCCCCAAUGCUUUUAAUGCAAGUAACCUCCUGGAGCUAGAUCUCUCGUACAACAGGCUUCAGAAGAUACCACGAGUCAGUACAAGCCUCGAGAAUCUCUAUCUCCAAGGAAACAAAAUAAAUGAAUUCACCAUCAGCAGCUUCUGCACCAUCGUAGACAUCAUGAAUUUUUCCAGACUACAAGUUUUGAGGUUGGAUGGGAAUGAGCUCCGUCGGAAUAACCUGCCCUCCGACGCCCCACUCUGCCUGCGAUGGGCGAGCGUAAUAGAGAUUUAGCCAUUGCUCCGGAUCCUUUCCUUAACCCCUUCCCUCCUUACAAGGCCAGACCCCUCCUGCGAUCACACGGGAGCAGAGGCCGACAUUCUCAGUUUUAACGCUGCUUCGUUUGACUCAGCUUCUGCAUUUGUAUAAUGUAAGGGGGGGGGGGUUUGAUAAACUUGAUCCAACAGAUGCUGCCCCGUUAUUAGCCAGUCAGGUGACAACAACUAUGCAGGCAAAAAAU
Molecule: messenger RNA, 1635 nt
Organism: Lacerta agilis (Sand lizard)
Lineage: Eukaryota; Metazoa; Chordata; Lepidosauria; Squamata; Lacertidae
Gene: FMOD
Product: fibromodulin
Exons: 4
Coding region: 261-1409 (382 amino acids)
Molecular function (GO): protein binding
Source: RefSeq, a predicted model, not a curated record